Molecule: messenger RNA, 2611 nt
Organism: Balearica regulorum gibbericeps (East African grey crowned-crane)
Lineage: Eukaryota; Metazoa; Chordata; Aves; Gruiformes; Gruidae
Source: RefSeq, a predicted model, not a curated record
UACUGUGAGUAUGGGAUGGUACACGUCCUUUCAGAGAAGGGGAGCAGCAAAGGAAAAGACUACUGUAUCCUCUUCAACUCUCAGUGGGCCCAUUUGCCACAUGAUCUUGGUAAAGCUUCACUCUUGCAACUGCAGGACCAGACAGCAUCUGUUUUGUGUUCUCCUUCUGAUGUACCUGAUGGGGGAUUUAAUAAUCAAAUCCCCAUGGUGAUGCGAGGGAAUUGCACCUUCUAUGAGAAAGUGAGGCUUGCUCAGAUAAAUGGAGCUCGUGGGCUGCUGAUUGUUAGUAGAGAGAGACUGGUUCCUCCUGGGGGUAACAGAAGUCAAUAUGAGGAGAUUGAUAUUCCUGUGGCUCUGCUCAGCUAUACUGAUAUGUUAGAUAUUGGCAAGAGUUUCGGCAGCUCAGUGAAAGGGGCGAUGUAUGCGCCAAAUGAGCCCGUGCUAGACUAUAACAUGGUGAUUAUAUUUGUCAUGGCUGUGGGGACUGUUGCAAUUGGAGGCUACUGGGCAGGAAGCAGAGAUGUGAAAAAGCGGUACAUGAAGCACAAACGUGAUGAUGGGGCAGAGAAACAUGAUGAUGAAACGGUUGAUGUGACUCCAAUAAUGAUCUGUGUAUUUGUAGUGAUGUGCUGCUCAAUGCUGGUCCUCCUUUAUUUCUUCUAUGACCACUUAGUCUAUGUUAUCAUAGGAAUAUUCUGCCUGGCUGCCUCAAUUGGUCUUUACAGUUGUCUGUCUCCCUUUGUAAGAAGAUUCCCCUUGGGAAAGUGUAGAAUCCCAGACAACAACUUGCCUUAUUUUCACAAGCGUCCACAGGUCCGGAUGUUGCUGUUGGCAGUAUUUUGUAUCUCUGUCAGCAUAGUCUGGGGAAUCUUCAGAAACGAAGAUCAGUGGGCCUGGGUUCUGCAAGAUGCUUUGGGAAUUGCUUUCUGUCUUUACAUGUUGAAAACAAUUCGCCUGCCUACAUUUAAGGGUUGUACCUUGCUCCUCCUGGUUCUUUUUGUGUAUGAUGUAUUCUUUGUAUUUAUCACACCUUUUCUAACAAAGACUGGGGAGAGUAUAAUGGUGGAGGUGGCUGCAGGCCCAUCGGAUUCUGCCACUCAUGAAAAGCUCCCAAUGGUCCUGAAGGUUCCGCGACUGAACUCCUCACCGUUGGCUCUGUGUGACAGGCCUUUUUCUCUCCUAGGAUUUGGAGACAUUUUAGUUCCAGGCUUACUGGUAGCCUAUUGCCAUAGAUUUGAUAUUCAGGUGCAGUCGUCCAGAGUCUAUUUUGUAGCCUGCACAAUAGCCUAUGGCAUAGGCCUUCUUGUGACCUUUGUUGCCUUGGCAUUGAUGCAGAUGGGCCAGCCCGCUCUCCUCUACUUGGUGCCCUGUACUCUUCUCACAAGCUUCGUUGUGGCUCUUUGGAGAAAGGAGCUUGCAAUGUUCUGGACGGGCAGCGGCUUUGUACAGAAAGACCUACCUCAGCCUCCCUUGGUGAUAGCUCCUGUCAACUGCCCUGAGCUUCCCAAAGAUAGCAAGGUACCAGCCUCUCAACAAGACACAGAGCAAAUGACCAAUCCUACCCUCCACGUGAAGAAUCUGCAUGGCCCCAUCUCAGCUGCAGAGGAGCUGGCUGAUACCAACGCAAAGACGGACCAGUCAGAAAUUUCUAUUGCACAGAGUGAAGAACCAGCUGCUCAGAAUAAGGGUGACCUUGAAAGCAAAUGCCUAAAUGCAGAGCAAAAACAGCUGGAAUAAACAAUGUGAUAAGAACUCCUUAUUUUCCUUCACAAACAUAUCCAUAUAAAACCAGUAUGUAUUUAGGACUGGUUUAGUAGUGUUUGCAUUCAUUGAGGAACCUCACUGGGAGUCUGAUCAUCAAAUCCAACGACGAAUGUUCUGCCUCCAGCUUCAGUACAGCUAUACACUUCAAACAUCUUUCUGAAAUAUGGUGCUCUACAAGGGUUCUGAUGUAUGGAUUUCAAUGAUCAUUUUAUUAGUGAAUGCCUUUGACCAUUUUCAUUAUACCAGGGUAGUAUUAAGAGUUUUUAUUUACACAGUACUCUGUGCUUGUGUGGCUAUUUUGCUGCUUUAGCAUAGCGUAGAUUAACAUGGAGGAAAAGCAUUGAACAAGUCUGCUACAAUGCUUCGUUGAAAGAAACAAGAUAGGUUUUUAGCACUUUCCCUAUUGUCAUCUUUUACUUUUCCCUACUUGUCAAAGCCAUUGAUACAAGGGAAUGCUUUAGUAUAAACUGACAUUCAGGAAAUGCAGAGAAUGGUUAAAUUACCAGCCUCUGAAAGGAUUUAUACUACCGUGGUGCAUUAAAUGCAUCUCUUAACUUUUUUUGUCUUUUGUUUUUACUUCCAGGUACCUGGGUUGGCUACUAGUCUAGCUUAAGAGGCAGCAUGAAUGGAGCUGCAGGAAGCUUUCUAAGCACUUGUAUGAAUUCUAGGGGCUGUCUCUGAAAAUAAACAGUGUUUGUCACAGAACACUGUCUGGAAGCAAAAGCAUAUUAAGAAUGUUUAAUGUUUUAGAAAUAAAAUACAGGCCAAAUCAGUAAGAAAAUAGGUGGUAGCACUAUACUAACCGUAAUAGGCAGUAUUGUCACUGGGAAAAUGUUGAAGUAAAGCA